Symbiodinium natans is the source of this 1437-nucleotide messenger RNA. Lineage: Eukaryota; Dinophyceae; Suessiales; Symbiodiniaceae. The record is from the annotation of a GenBank genome assembly.
AUGCUUCGGAGUCUUUCGGCCAAGGCCCCUGGACGAUCAAGAUACACUGUACAUGCGAAACGGCACAUGCAAGCGUCAAGUGCUUCGGAAGCUGCGGCGGUUCUGGUCAAGCAGCUGAAAGAAGCGGAGGAGGAUUUCAGUGCGCUUUUCGGGGAAAAGGCGCGGAACAUCUUGGACGCACUGGAUGACACCGAUGGUGAGGCCAAGGGGCUCUUUCAGAAGCCGCCGCAUGGCCAUCGCAUGUCUCGGAUGAGUUCCGACGAUUGGCUGCCGCAGCUCUUCGAGGACACGGAGCAGUCCGCGUCUUUCUCGUCUCUCUCGCGCUGCCAGCGCGCAAGAAUCUACUUCCAGUCGGCCAGCUACGAGAUGGUCAUCGCGUCGUUGUUGUGCAUCAACGUCAUGUGGAUGGCCUUUGAACUCCAGCUCUAUGGUGCGCAGUCUGGACAGCUUUUGGGCAUUGACGAGGUGACGCCCAUGGACAAGGCGUGGUGGGAUCACUUCUUCGAGGUUGGAGACAUCGCCUUCACAGGCAUCUUCACCGUGGACGUCCUGCUGCGGAUCACCAUUCUGCAAAGCGACUUCUGGCGAGUGUGGCUCAACUACAUCGACUUUGCGGUCAGCUUGAUAUCAGUGGCCGAAGUGGCGGUGGCUUACGUCAGCCAAGGGCUUCCCGUGAGUCCCAUCCUCUUCCGCCUGCUGCGGAUGGGCAAGCUGGCGCGUGCCUUCCGCAUGGUAACCAUGUCCAGCGUGCUGAAUUCGUUGCAACUCUUGAUCAAGUGCUUGGCAGCCAGCAGGGACAUGCUGCUCUGGAGCUUCUGCUUGCUCACUUUCGUCCAGUGCGUGGCCGGGCUUAUUCUGUCCACGCUUUGCCGCGACUUCAUCGAGAACGAGUCUGGUGAUGUGGUUGUAAGAGAACAGGUGUUCAGGUACUACGGAACGUUCACCCGAACCAUCCUCUCCAUGUUCGAGAUCAUGUUUGCAAACUGGGGGCCGCCAUGUCGAGUCGUGGUGGAGAAUGUGAGCGAGUGGUUCUCCAUCUUCUUCCUCUGCUACCGAUGUGUGCUCGGCUUCGCCGUGCUCAACGUGGUGAACUCGGUGUUCGUCCAGCAGACGAUGAAGACCGCCAGCUCCGAUGAGGAGCUAGCUUUCAGGCAGAAAGAGAAGGACAUCGCCUUGUACAAUAGAAAGGUGAAGAAGCUCUUCAAGACAAUCGACUCUUCUGGGGAUGGCGCGAUCAAUCUGGAGGAGUUCUCCAAGCUGGUGAAGUCUCCGAAGCUGCAGUUUUGGAUGAGCCAGCUGGAGUUGGAGUACCAUGAUCUUCUCAGCUUGUUUGAGUUCUUGGACAAUGGGGAUGGCCAGAUCACGAUGCUUGGAACAGAACACCUUCUCAAACCAUGGGAAGACACAAUCGGCGAUGGCCAUUUGUUAGCCAUGUGA